Vicia villosa (hairy vetch) is the source of this 642-nucleotide messenger RNA. RefSeq lists its product as uncharacterized. The record is from RefSeq and is a predicted model, not a curated record. Bases 1 to 642 code for a protein of 213 amino acids. Lineage: Eukaryota; Viridiplantae; Streptophyta; Magnoliopsida; Fabales; Fabaceae. The transcript has a single exon.
AUGUUGGAAGAUGAUGUUUUUGGAGUAAUGUAUGGUGCUUUGAAAGGUCGUUUGGAGGAAUUCGGUGGUUGGAAGGAAGAGAGGGAUUCGGUGGUGUGGAUUGGGAAAACGGCCGCGGAUAAGGUUUUCUCGGUGGCAUCUUGUUAUGAUUUUUAUAUGCGUCAUCGGAUCCCAUUUGGGCCUUGUAACAAAAGUGAUGAGGCUUUCGGCUUACUAUGGAAGACGGAGGUUCCUUUUAAAAUAAAGUCUUUCGAUUGGAGACUUUUCCACAAUAGACUUCCCACAAAAGAUCUCUUGUUGUGUAGAGGUAUGUCAAUACCUUUAGAUAGUUUAAAUUGUGUUUUGUGUGGCAAUUGUGAGGAGACAAUAAAACACUUCUUUUUUAGUUGUUCGGUGGUUAAAAAGGUGUGGGUGGAAGUGGCUUUAUGGGUGGAUAAAGGGGAGACUAAUGUUUAUGAUUGCAUGGCAAAUUUUCUAGAUUGGUAUAGUUUCUUUCGCCUAAAGAAAGUGAAAGAGGGAAAGUUGGGGGUGGUGUUGCUUGCGACCUCUUGGACCCUAUGGAUUCUUAGCAAUGGGGUUUGCUUUCGGAAGGACAAAUGGAGCGUAAACGAUAUUGUUUGGAACAUGAAGUUGCUCGUUUGA